Molecule: messenger RNA, 1788 nt
Organism: Moesziomyces antarcticus
Lineage: Eukaryota; Fungi; Basidiomycota; Ustilaginomycetes; Ustilaginales; Ustilaginaceae
Product: glycoside hydrolase family 43 protein
Exons: 1
Coding region: 1-1788 (595 amino acids)
Biological process (GO): carbohydrate metabolic process
Molecular function (GO): hydrolase activity, hydrolyzing O-glycosyl compounds
Source: RefSeq, a predicted model, not a curated record
AUGUUGGCUUCCACUAUCCUAGUCUCUUCUCUUUUGGCGCGGAUCGCAGGGGUCAGCGCUCUUCCCGCAACUCUUCAGGAUCUCGUCGUUCGAGGCAGGACCGUGAAAGGUGCCAAUUCGACCUACCACAACCCGGUGCUUCCCGGAUGGCAUUCGGACCCUAGCUGCGUCCAUGUCAAAGGCGUCACCUACUGCUGCACGUCCACGUUCGAGUCGUUCCCGGGCAUGCCCAUCUACGCCAGCCGCGACUUGGUGCACUGGGAGCACAUCAGCAACACUUGGAACCGCGAGGAACAGCUGCCCGGCAUCAACUUUGAGUCGCAAGGUCAGCAAGACGGCUUCUUUGCUCCCAAUCUGCGGUACCGCGACGGACAAUUCUACAUGACCUCGGUGUAUGCUGGAGUCAACACCACGUCUGGACUACUCGGCACCGUGUUUUCCACGAGCAAUCCGUACAGCGAUGCGGCUUGGUCCAGACCGUUGACAUUUGACGCUCCCUAUCGCACCAUUGACCCCGACCUUUUCUGGGACGAUGACGGUUCCACCUACCUGACGUGGUCUGGUGUCUCGCUGCAGCCCAUCGACCUGUCUUCUGGAGAGCUUGGGGACAAGGUGAGCAUCUGGAACGGCACUGGUGGCGUUUUCGCCGAAGGACCUCACAUGUACAGGAAGGACGGCUACUACUACCUCCUCGUGGCCGAAGGAGGCACGCAGCUCGGACAUAUGGCGACUGUGGCGCGCUCCAAGGAUCUUCGCGGGCCUUACGAGUCGGAUCCAGCCAAUCCGCUCAUUACGGCUGUCAACACGAGCUCGCUCUUCCAGACUGUGGGUCACGCCGACCUGUUUCAGGACGACAAUGGCAACUGGUGGGGAAUGGCGCUCGGCACACGUAGCGGUCCUGAAUACAGCCACUUUCCUAUGGGAAGGGAAGCGCACCUUUUCCCCGUGACGUGGGCAGAGAACGAGUUCCCUUACGCGAGUCCGGUCAGCGGUACUAUGGAAGGUUGGCCUCUGCCGGACGUCGAGAUGCCCAAGAAGCAGCAAAACAACGCCUUCGUCGGCGCUUCGCAGUCGCUCACCUUUGCGCCCGGCUCGAAGCUGCCCAUGGACCUGAUGUACUUCCGCUACCCUCCCAAGAAUGCCUUUGCUGUGUCGGCAGCUGGACAUCCGAACGCGCUGCAGGUGUCGCCGUCUCGGAGCAACUUGACAGGAGAUCAGGCUAGCACCGAUUCUGCGCUGACUGGAGUGGCGGGUCUGAGCUUCCUGGGCCGUCGGCAAGAGCACACGCUGUUCCAAUUCUCGGUGGAGCUCUGUCUAGAGACGCAGCAGGCCGGAGUGGAGGCUGGAGCGACGCUGUUCCUGCAACAAUGGCAGCACCUCGAUGUGGCAGCAAUCCGCAGCGACCAAGGCGAUAGUACAUACGACCUUGUCUUCCGCACCACCAAUGCCACCUCGGUGGAGGAGAAGAUCAGCAUCAAGACGACGGGCGACAAGAUCAAGAUGGAGCUGACGGUCAACGCUGUGAAUGCGACGCACUACCUGCUUGCAGCUACGGUCAAGGAAGGGAUGCAGACCGGAGCGACGUACAAGAAGUUCAUGUCGUCUGCGCUGAUCUCGAGCACGUGGGGACCGCAGGCGGGGUCAGGCGCGGGUGGCCAGGUCGGCAUCUAUGCCACCACCAACGGCGGCGCAAUCACCUCGGACCAUGCCUACUUUAGCAACUUGAAGUACCGCGGCCUGGCGCAGGAGAUCGACUAUGGCACGUACUAUGCAGGCAUCUAUGCGUAG